Molecule: messenger RNA, 1221 nt
Organism: Closterium sp. Yama58-4
Lineage: Eukaryota; Viridiplantae; Streptophyta; Zygnematophyceae; Desmidiales; Closteriaceae
Source: the annotation of a GenBank genome assembly
AUGUUGAACCAUCCGUCGCGCGUGUCGUCGGCGACGGCGUGGACGUUGAACGUGGUCAGCUCAGUGGCCAUCAUCCUCGUCAACAAGCAAGUCAUGACGGGAUACGCCUUCGUCUACGCCACCACGCUGAGCGGCCUACACCUCUCCUUCGCCACUCUAGCCGGGUUGCUCUGCCUCUGCCUCGCGCGCUUCCUCCCCUCCCCUUCCCCCUCCCCGUCCUCCCCCACUCCUGUCUCCCCCUCCGCCACUCUGCUCCUCCCCUCCGCCGCGCCUUCCCCCGCGCCUGUCCCCACGCUGCCUGCGUGGGAGGUGGGUCGUUUCACGCUGCUGUCCAACGUGUGUGUCGUCACCACCAACUUCGCCCUCCUUGCCAACUCCGUCGGCUUUUACCAGAUCAGCCGUCUGGCGAUCAUUCCCCUGACAUGUAUGUUCGAGUCCCUGCUUCACGGAAAGACCUACUCGCCCCCCACGCUAGCAGCAGUGCUGGUGGUGCUGGUGGGCGUGGGUGUGUGCACGGUCACUGACAUCUCUGUCAGCGCCUUUGGACUCGUCACUGCUGCUGCUGGCGCUGUCUCCACGUCGCUGCAGCAGAUUUCGGUGGGCGAGUUGCAGCAGCGUUACGCGCUGGGCUCCUUUGACCUCCUCAUUCAGACCGCCCCCCUGCAAGCAGCGUCUUUGCUGCUGCUGGGACCCGCUGUGGACUUCCUCCUCACAGGCCACAGCGUCAUUCACUACACCCUGACUGCCAGUGCCACUGCGUGGAUUCUCCUCUCCUGCAUCCUCGCGCUCCUCACCACCGUCAGCGUCUAUCUCUGCAUAGGAAAGUUCUCCGCGGUUUCCUUCCAGGUUCUAGGCCACAUGAAGACCAUUGCCAUACUCCUACUAGGCUGGGUGGUCUUUAAAGACCCUCUUACUCCUAAGUCGCUCCUAGGGAUGCUCCUGGCUGUGGCAGGGAUGGUGCUGUAUAGCUGGGCUGUGGAGAGGGAGAGGAGGGCGAGGGAAGGUGAGGGUAAGGACGAGGAGGAGGGUUGUGGAGCAACAAUUGAUGGGGUUGCAGGAGCAGGGGUUGGAGCGACAGGGGUGACAGCACCAGGGGCAACAGCAGCAGGGGCUGUUGAUGAAAGCGGAACUACAGGAAGAUUAAAUGAGGCUACACCACUUUUACGGAAAUUACAGGGUAAUGGAUAUGGUUCUGGCAUAGAUACUGGUAGCAUGGCAUGA